AUGGAUGCCUACUGCAAGGCGAUACGGAAGCUCAUGGCCCACUUCUACGGCCUGGAAUUCCACCAUGUCCUUCGGGACUACAACGUGGCAGCCGAUGUACUCUCCAAGAUGGGCUCCAAGCGGGCACUCAUCCCGGAUGGUGUCUUCGUGCAGGCUCUCAACUCCCCCACUAUUAAGAUCGAGGAGGAGCCUCCCACCAAGCCUGACCUAGCGCCAGCCCUAGGCCAGGAAGUACCGGUCGCCGAUCCAGAUUGGCGUGCCCCGAUACUCAACUUCAUCAUCAACAACAAGUCCUACCCGAAGGACAAGGAGCACGAGUGA
Messenger RNA from Panicum virgatum (switchgrass), 321 nucleotides. RefSeq lists its product as uncharacterized. The record is from RefSeq and is a predicted model, not a curated record. Bases 1 to 321 code for a protein of 106 amino acids. The transcript has a single exon. NCBI's taxonomy places the organism in Eukaryota, Viridiplantae, Streptophyta, Magnoliopsida, Poales, Poaceae.